This is a messenger RNA of Helobdella robusta, 504 nucleotides long. RefSeq lists its product as hypothetical. Gene Ontology annotation, molecular function: transmembrane transporter binding; small GTPase binding. The coding region runs from base 1 to 504 and encodes 167 amino acids. The transcript has 5 exons. The record is from RefSeq and is a predicted model, not a curated record. Gene Ontology annotation, biological process: regulation of synaptic plasticity; calcium ion-regulated exocytosis of neurotransmitter; positive regulation of synaptic transmission. Lineage: Eukaryota; Metazoa; Annelida; Clitellata; Rhynchobdellida; Glossiphoniidae. Gene Ontology annotation, cellular component: cytoskeleton of presynaptic active zone; presynaptic membrane.
AUGAAGACAGUGCGUCUAACCGGAAGUAGCUAUUUAACGUUAGGAACAAAACAGCAAGGAUCGGUGUUUGCUAUUGCUAGGUGGUCAAACAACCUGCCUAGGACCAACAUCGAUCACUUGAACAAGGAGGAAAUUGAUGCACUUAAGAAAGUUUUUUCUAAGAUGGAAGAAUUCGAGCACGAAGAAUCCGAAAGAAUAAGACAACUCGAAGAAAAAGUGAGAAAAUAUGAAGAAAUGGUGAAGAGUGAAACAGCGAAUCGCGGGAAUGCCCUGAAACAAAAUGACAUCAGGUUGUGUCGUCUCUGCUUCGUCAACAGAUUCCCAGACGGCAUAGGUCGUGUCUGUGUUUCGUGUCAUCGCAGGGUUUGCAACGAUUGCGGUUCGCUCAGCAAGUCCAAAUCUUCUCUCGCUGCUACUACCUCCGUCAGUAGUUUUAACAAGACGCAAAAAGUGUUGGAAAUCAUAAAAAACUACGCUUUUCAGAUUCUCUUGAUGAGUCGAUGA